Messenger RNA from Astyanax mexicanus (Mexican tetra), 2376 nucleotides. Its product is annotated as E3 ubiquitin-protein ligase TRIM35-like. The record is from RefSeq and is a predicted model, not a curated record. The transcript has 6 exons. Lineage: Eukaryota; Metazoa; Chordata; Actinopteri; Characiformes; Acestrorhamphidae. Bases 598 to 2025 code for a protein of 475 amino acids. Gene Ontology annotation, molecular function: zinc ion binding; protein binding.
GUUAAUAUUUCAUUUUCCAGCAGGACGUGGCACACUGCCCACACUGCUAAAAGUACCAAUUGGUCUUAUAUAAUAUUCAAAUGUUUGGAAACAUUGAUUUUGGGGUUUUCAUUGGCUGUAAUCCAUAAUCAUCAACAAUAAAGAAGAAAUAAAAGAAUUACUGUGGAAUCGCUGUUUGCUACAUGACAGGCCAUGACUGUUGCCCUUUCUAUUCAUGUGUUAUAAAUGCUUAUUAAUGGUUUAUAACCUAAUUAAUAACCAUUAAUUAACUCCUAAUAAACCUUUUUUUUACAUGAUGUUACAUUAGGUGCUCUGUAGGGAUUUUAAAUGUGGUCAGAAAUGAAAGUUACUCACCUGUUCAGCCCCGCCCUGCCCUUUGCUAAGCUCCUCCCACUUACACCACCUGCUACCUGCUGGAGGAACUGAAACUCAUUCUUUCACUGCUUACUUCUUACUUCUCCUCUCUGCUAAAUACUCUUAUCUGACCUCUUUGACUUUUUAACCAUCUAUCUGAGGAUUCAGCACUGAAUCAGACCAUUCUGAAGACCACGUCUUCUGAGCAACAGUUAAAAAAACAUUAGAAGAAGAGGUCAGCAGAUGGAAAUGGGAUCUAAAAGCUCUCUACCGGACGAGGAUCUGCUGUGCUGUGUGUGUUUCGACGUCUUCACUGACCCGGUUCUGCUCUCCUGUACCCACAGUGUGUGUAGAACCUGUCUGCAGGGCUUCUGGGAGAGUAAAGGGUCUAGAGAGUGUCCGGUCUGCAGGAGAAGAUCCUCUAAAGAAGAUCCUACCCUGAACCGAGCGCUGAAGAACCUGUGUGAUGCUUUCCAGGAGAGGAAGAACCGUGGAGGGUCUGCGGGGGGGUCUGAGGUGGUCUGCAGUCUCCACCGUGAGAAGCUCGGGUUCUUCUGUCUGGAUGAUCAGAAGCCUGUGUGUGCCGUGUGUCAGACCUCAGUCCGACACACCAAUCACAAGUUCCUCUCAGCGGAGGAAGCUGUGGCUGAGCUGAAGAAUAAACUCCAGACUGCUUUAGAGACUCUCCAGAAGAACCAGAACGUCUUCCAGGAAGCUAAACGAGCCUAUCAACAAACAGCAGCCCACAUUAAGACGCAGGUCCAGCUCACAGAGACGCAGAUAAAGGAGGAGUUUGAGAAGCUUCAGCAGUUUCUGAGAGCUGAAGAAGAGGUGAGGAUAGCUGCACUGAAGAAGGAGGAGAUGCUGAAGAGUCAGAUGAUGAAGAGGAAGAUAAACGAGAUGGAGGGAAGAAUAUCCUCUCUUUCACAAACCAUCAAAAACAUAGAGAAGCUGAUGAAAGCUGAGGACUUUCAGAUAUUACAAGACUUUAGCUCUACAGAGAAACUAAUUAAGAACUCACCAGUGACUCCAGUGAAGACUCCAGGAGCUCUGAUCGACGUAGCCAAACACCUCUCCAACCUGACCUACACAGUCUGGCUGAAGAUGCAGAAAAACGUCCAGUACACCCCCGUUACUCUGGACCCCAACACUGCAGCCUUGCACCUCCGGCUCUCCGAAGAUCUGACCGCUGCAGAAUACCGACACCAGAACCCGGCGGUUCCUGAUAACCCGGAGAGGUUUGAUAAGUACCUGUGUGUUCUGGGCUCUGAGGGGUUCAGCUCCGGGACACACUGCUGGGAUGUUCAGGUUGGAGACGGUCACGACUGGGAGCUGGGUCUGAUAUCGGAGCAGGUCUCGAGGAAGGGUCAGGACUUCAUGAGCUCGGUUUGGACUCUGGGCUUUAAUAUUAACAGCAGUAAAUACUGGAGACGCUGCCCGGGAGAACCCGUUCACUGCUUCAGUUUUGGAGAGAAGCUGCAGAAGAUCAGAGUGCAGCUGGACUGGAACAGGGGGAAACUGACCUUUAUCAAUCUUCUGAAUAACACACACCUGUACACCAUAACACACACCUUCACUGAGAGAGUUCUACCCUACUUCUGUACCGGAUCUGAUCAUCCUCUGAAGAUCUUACCUGUGUCUGUAUCAGUGAAAAUUAGGACACACACCUAACUUAUCCAUUUGACUUGAUCAGUACCUGAUCAUCCUUUCAGAAGGUUUUAGGAGCUUUUAUAACACUUUAUAAUAACUUUCAUUAAUAUAGAAUUAAUGAAUCAUUAAUAACUCUUAUUUUUCACAUUUUUAGAAACUGCAUUUGCUAAACAUUUGCGCGGUUUAAAUUCGCAUUUACUAGCAAUUUAUUAAUGUUCUAAUUCUGAUGAGCUAAUGACUUGCUAACAUUUUUAAUAUAAAUAUCCAUACUGAUAAAUAAGUGUCAUGUGUGAGCAUUUGUUAAUGUUCAAAUUCUGAUAAACUACUGCUUUGUUCAUUAGUUAAAAAUAUAUUAUUGAAAGUUAUUAUAAA